Rangifer tarandus platyrhynchus (Svalbard reindeer) is the source of this 1500-nucleotide messenger RNA. The record is from the annotation of a GenBank genome assembly. NCBI's taxonomy places the organism in Eukaryota, Metazoa, Chordata, Mammalia, Artiodactyla, Cervidae.
AUGGGGUGCCGCUCCCUCCUGCUCCUGCUCCUGCUCCUAGCUUUCCUGACUCCUGCGGCCUCCAGCCCCGUAUCGCCGUCACUGAGGGCCCCUAGCAGCCUGCCCUGGUCAACCAGCUUCAAAUCCCGCCCCACUAUUACCCUGAAGUAUUCGAUUCGCUACAUCCAACAGAAGGUUGAUCACUUUGGAUUUAAUAUUGAUAGAACUUUUAAACAGCGGUACCUAAUAGCUGAUAACUACUGGAAGGAGGAUGGUGGAUCAAUACUUUUUUACACUGGUAAUGAAGGGGACAUUAUCUGGUUUUGCAAUAACACGGGGUUCAUGUGGGACAUAGCUGAGGAAAUGAAAGCCAUGUUGGUGUUUGCUGAACAUCGGUACUAUGGAGAGUCCCUACCCUUUGGUGCUGACUCCUUCUCGGAUUCCAGACACUUGAAUUUUCUGACAACAGAACAAGCUCUGGCUGAUUUUGCAAAGUUAAUCAAAUACUUGAAAAGAACAAUCCCAGGAGCUAGAAAUCAACCUGUCAUUGCCCUUGGGGGCUCUUAUGGUGGCAUGCUUGCAGCCUGGUUCAGGAUGAAGUAUCCUCAUUUGGUGGUUGGAGCUCUUGCAUCCUCUGCCCCCAUCUGGCAGUUUAAUGAUCUGGUGCCUUGUGACACAUUUAUGAAGAUUGUAACUACAGAUUUUGGCAGAAGUGGCCCAAAUUGUUCAGAGAGUAUCCGCAGGUCCUGGGAUGCCAUUAGUCGACUUGCAAAAAAGGGCCCUGGCUUGCGUUGGCUUUCUGAGGCCCUUCACUUAUGCACUCCGUUAACAAAAUGGCAGGAUGUUCAGCAUUUGAAAGACUGGAUCUCUGAAACCUGGGUGAAUCUGGCAAUGGUGGACUACCCUUACGAGUCCAACUUUUUACAGCCUUUGCCUGCUUGGCCUGUCAAGGUAGUGUGCCAGUAUUUCAAAUAUUACAAUGUACCUGAUACCCUGAUGCUGCAGAAUAUUUUCCAAGCUCUGAAUGUAUAUUACAAUUAUUCGGGCCAGGCGAAAUGUCUCAAUGUCUCAGAGACAGCAACCAGCAGUCUGGGAGUCCUGGGUUGGAGCUAUCAGGCCUGUACAGAAAUGGUCAUGCCCACCUGUUCUGAUGGCGUUGAUGACAUGUUCGAACCUCACUCGUGGAACAUGAAGGAAUAUUCUGAUGACUGUUUUAAACAGUGGGGUGUGAGACCGAGGCCCUCUUGGAUCCCUACUAUGUAUGGAGGCAAGAACAUCAGUUCACACACAAACAUCAUUUUCAGCAAUGGCGAACUAGACCCCUGGUCAGGAGGUGGAGUAACCAAGGAUAUUACAGACACCUUACUUGCGAUCGUCAUCCCAAAUGGAGCCCAUCAUCUAGAUCUCCGAGCCAGCAAUGCCUUGGAUCCUGUCAGUGUGCAGUUAACUCGCGCCUUGGAAGUUAAAUACAUGAAGCAGUGGAUCAGUGAUUUCUAUGUCCGUCUGAGAAAAAUGAACUGA